AUUCUGGUUUCAUUGUUAUUCUGUCCGUCUGCCUUGGACUCAUGAAGCAACAUGCAAGUCCAUCAAUAGCAGGACCUUCGAGACUUCCAGAUGAGCAACUAGCCCCUGUGGCUACCUUGCGCGCUGGUCCAUCUUCGCUCCAGGUGGAGCCGGAGUCGUUUCGACGUCCAUCUUUCCAUCCCAGUUCCUCAUUCCCGCACUCAGCCCUGACGGAUCGCUUGACUCGCUCGCAAGCAGAUACAGGCCAAUCCUGGAUCAUUAGUCUGUCUCACAACGUUCACUUUUCUCGGCAUGCCUUCUUCGCGGGCGUCAAAGACUUGGCUGUGCACCCUGAACGUAACUCGACGGUGAUAUUGAGAGCGGACCCAUUACCCCCUAAGCCAACGCCUUCCAUCGCCACCCAGACACGGCAAAUCAAUCAGGAUGACCCGAAAGGGGCUGAGAAGGUGCACUCGAACCCGAUUGCAGAAACAUUCAGUGCUUCCGAUGAGGAAGCAGUAUGGCUCGGACUCAGUCGUCGAGAGGAAUUCCGCCUACGACUUAUGCCGAAGCAAGUCAAACGGGAUGGCAAGCUGGAUCAACGCAUAGCGAUAUACGAGUCAGAAAGCUCCCCAGCAAAGCAUGACUCGACUACGGGCCAAGCAGAUCAUGGACAUGACGCGGAAUGGGGCAUGGUAAUGAUGAUUCCAGAGGUCAAAUCGGCCGAUGAAAUCCCGUUCUAUCACCCCGUCGUAUCAAAGCUGGCUUUCCUGUACGAGGGCGUAAAGAGGGACGAGGAGGAGACACGAGUCGCGGCCGAAGGCUCUGAGCUGGCCCCUCAUAUAGAGAGCGAGACGACAUCGAAGGGCUCGUCGUUGCCUAUUCGCGGCAGAAUAUACGUCGCUUAUCUACCUCUGCAUUCACUCUUCACCCGGAACAGCGCCAAGCGUAGCGAACCCCCACCAGGACCCCUCAACGGCGGAGGUCCCUCAGGUGUGUCGACAGCGGCUGAGUUCAGUCGACCUCCCAAUCUCCUGCUCGCGGCUGCACGAAGGACGCCUCCGAAACGACGCUCUCCCCUUUCGCAAUCUACUUCCAGCGAUACUUCUGAUACUUCUCGUGUGGAUUCUGAGAUCUCGUCAAGUCACAAGCCGGGGUGGUCCAAGCCCAUGCAUACUGCCAGUAGCAGUGCCGUGGAUCAGAAUCGCCUAAAUCGUACCCUGCUGGCUUUGUUCGAACGCGUCUUCAAACACGGAUACAACGGUAUCACACCAUAUCAGAAACGAGUCACUCACGAUGUCCUGGUCCAGAAGGAGUCAUUUCAAGACUUGUAUCUCGAGCUCAAAGACCGACAUCGACACCUCGAUUCGAGGGCUCCAAGGGCAGGGUCAACCACAGUUGAGGAUGUCAAGAGACACGUCUGGAAGGACGUCGCGAUCGCCGCUUUCCUCAUGCUCCUGUGGAGAGACAUGUAUCCCGCUCAGGAGUCAUCAAAAUCUAUCGAGGGAAAACCGUGGAACUCUUGGGGCCGCCCGCCUGGUGGCUUCAUUGAUCUUGGCUGUGGUAAUGGACUCCUCGUACAUGUCUUGACCUCGGAAGGCUAUAGCGGCAAAGGAUACGAACUGCGGGCUCGCAGGACCUGGCCUUUAUAUCCUCCUGAGACUAGGUCUGCUCUGGUCGAACUGCCUAUAGAUUUCCCUUCGUGGUUCCCACAGACUGUCGAAGAGUGGACGGCGGGGUCGUGGCCUGGGCGGGAUUCUUGUGCCAUAGUAUCAGACUGCUUCGUCAUCGGCAACCACGCAGACGAGAUCACCCCGUGGAUACCACUCCUCUCUUUACUGCCCCGGGUUCCUGUGCCGUAUCUCUCCCUUCCAUGUUGUUUCCACACCCUCGACGACACCUUCAAUCCUCUCAAUUUCAAUCCUCCCGCCCAUCCACACAGCCCACCUGGAAACUUUGCUGAAGGUCUCGAAGAGGGACAAAGCAGGUAUAAAGCUUACAUCAUGUGGCUUGGGUACUGUGGAUUACUGUGCGGCUGGGAGUGGGAAAAGGAAAGUUUGAGGAUACCAUCUACAAAAGGCUGGGCCAUCAUUGCUCGAAGGCGAUGGACAACGACCGACGAGGAGCUGCUCGCAUGUCGACAAUGGGCACUGGAGCAGGUCGAUGUAGUGAGAAAGCGGGGCAUGUUCAAGGUCCGAGAGCGGGAGGGCAAGGAUCAUUGAUGCAAGGUACUUUCAUGCGAUGUGAACGAAAAGGAUGGUAACCAGACUGAUCAGGACCUUCGUUACCUAUGCAUACGAUCUAACGACCCGCUGCCGACAUCAUUAUGGCCAAGACGGAGCGCUU
Kockovaella imperatae is the source of this 2325-nucleotide messenger RNA. RefSeq lists its product as hypothetical. Gene Ontology annotation, molecular function: tRNA (uridine) methyltransferase activity. NCBI's taxonomy places the organism in Eukaryota, Fungi, Basidiomycota, Tremellomycetes, Tremellales, Cuniculitremaceae. The record is from RefSeq and is a predicted model, not a curated record. The coding region runs from base 42 to 2201 and encodes 719 amino acids. The transcript is spliced from 7 exons. Gene Ontology annotation, biological process: tRNA methylation.